AUGGACGCAUACAACUUCCCAGAGGCUCGUCUCAAGAAGAAGCUAGAUGACCCCUCAAAGACGCCUCUACUUCUGGUCGCUUGCGGCUCAUUCUCACCCAUAACAUUCCUACAUCUGCGCAUGUUCGUCAUGGCUGGCGACUAUGUGAAGCACAACACACAAUUCGAGGUUGUCGGCGGCUACUUAUCACCUGUAUCGGACGCUACCGGAAGCAAGGUCUGGCGCCAGCAGAGCACAGUUGCAAUGUGCCAGCUCGCCAUCGACAAAGCCUCGCACUGGCUAAUGGUCGAUACCUGGGAAGCCGAGAAGAAAGAAUACUCGCCAACCGCCCACGUACUCGACCACUUUGACAAUGAAAUAAACCAGAUCCGCAAAGGUAUCGAUGCUGGCGACGGCACUCGCAAACAAGUACGCAUCGCUCUGCUCGCCGGUGCCGAUCUGAUUCAGACCAUGUCCACGCCUGGUGUCUGGAGUGAGGCAGAUCUCGACCACAUCCUCGGACGCUAUGGCACAUUCAUCAUCGAGCGCUCAGGCACCGAUAUCGACGAAGCGCUCGCGAGCUUGCAGCCCUAUCGCGAGAACAUCCACGUCAUUCAGCAGCUCAUCCAAAAUGACGUCAGCAGCACUAAGAUUCGCUUAUUCUUGAGAAGGGGCAUGAGUGUUCAGUAUCUCAUUCCAGCGCCUGUCGUCGAGUAUAUCGAGCAGAAUCAUUUGUUUGGAGAGGACGGGCGCACUUCCAGCAUCCCUUCGGCGCCGACAUCGGAUGGGCCGUUGGAAGAGAGUAAGGGUAAGGAGAAAGCGUCGUCAAGUGCGGCUUCGACGAGCUGA
Molecule: messenger RNA, 828 nt
Organism: Cyphellophora attinorum
Lineage: Eukaryota; Fungi; Ascomycota; Eurotiomycetes; Chaetothyriales; Cyphellophoraceae
Product: Nicotinamide/nicotinic acid mononucleotide adenylyltransferase 2
Exons: 2
Coding region: 1-828 (275 amino acids)
Biological process (GO): NAD+ biosynthetic process
Molecular function (GO): nicotinamide-nucleotide adenylyltransferase activity; nicotinate-nucleotide adenylyltransferase activity
Source: RefSeq, a predicted model, not a curated record